AUGGAUUAUCACGUCGUCCGAGGAUCCAUCAAGUGCUGCAUCUUUCCAACCACACUCAGAAAAGGGGCAAUGACAUGGUACAGAAACCUUCUGCCCAACUCUAUCCACUCCUGGACCGAGCUCAAGGAACUCUUCUUGAGCCAUUUCACAGCUUCUCGUCGGCAACCAAAGUCUGAAGCAAACCUCGAGGCUGUGAUCCAAGGAACCAACGAACCUCUCCGAGAAUACCUCGACAGGUUCAACAAAGAACCCGUCCAAGUGCAGACGACCGAAUACAUGAAGAGAUACGUCCUAGAGCGAGGACUCCUCCCCAGAAGCGAUUUCAAGAAGGCUAUAAAGAUCGAGAAGGUGCACACUAUGAACGCCCUCCUCCGUAAAGCUCAAGCCUUCAUCGCUUUCGAAGAAGGCGAAGCGGCUGCAAUAAAGGCUUCAAGGAGCAGUGAUGCUGCCCGCAACUCGAGCCACGACCACUCGGGUUUACACCGAGGACAUGAGAAAAGGAGAGAGGACAGGCCCCACGACGCGAAAGAGCGCAGAGGGCCAGCCGAUCGGUUCAGCGACUAUACUCCCCUAAACGCUUCACGCGAGAAAAUCCUGGCCGAAUGCAAAAACAACGACUUCAAGAACUCUAAUGUCAGGCCCCCAAAGUCGAACCCCACCAGACCAGGGACCGACAAGUCUAAAUACUGCAAGUAUCACAAAAGCCACGGGCACCUGACUGACGAAUGCAUACAUCUCAAAGAUUCCAUCGAGACUCUGAUCAAGGAGGGUCGCCUUUCAAAGUACACAAAGAAAGGAGAACCUCCUCGGAGAGAAGACCCACGGAACUCUGACGAGGGAAACUCACCAGAUGGUAGGCCAUUACAAGCAGCUCUGUCCGUCACCCGACCAGAGGACUUCAUACCCUCGGUUGGAGUAACCUCCGCCCUCAGCACCUGUUAA
Vicia villosa (hairy vetch) is the source of this 942-nucleotide messenger RNA. RefSeq lists its product as uncharacterized. The record is from RefSeq and is a predicted model, not a curated record. The transcript has a single exon. Bases 1 to 942 code for a protein of 313 amino acids. NCBI's taxonomy places the organism in Eukaryota, Viridiplantae, Streptophyta, Magnoliopsida, Fabales, Fabaceae.